Molecule: messenger RNA, 775 nt
Organism: Drosophila navojoa
Lineage: Eukaryota; Metazoa; Arthropoda; Insecta; Diptera; Drosophilidae
Gene: Rrp46
Product: exosome complex component Rrp46
Biological process (GO): rRNA catabolic process; U4 snRNA 3'-end processing; nuclear mRNA surveillance
Cellular component (GO): nucleolus; nuclear exosome (RNase complex); cytoplasmic exosome (RNase complex)
Molecular function (GO): RNA binding
Source: RefSeq, a predicted model, not a curated record
AUAAUUACAAUAAAAAUGAACAAAACAAACACUGAAAAUGAUGCCAAAGUUAAAUUGCGAGAGAUGCAUUGCAAAUUCAAUCCGCUCUCCCGAUGCGAUGGUUCCGUCAUGUAUAGCCAAGGUGCCACAGUUGUUAUUGCCGCCGUGCUCGGUCCCAUCGAGGUGAAGACACAGAAUCUGAGCAUUGAAGGUAGCUACUUGGAGUGCAACUAUCGCCCCAAAGCAGGUUUGCCCCAGGUGAAGGAGCGCAUUCGCGAGGCGGCCAUACGAGAUGUGUUGGAACUGGCGCUCCUAAGUGAAGCUUAUCCGCGGGCGAAAAUGUCGCUACAGGUGCAGGAGCUAGAAGAUCGUGGAAGCAUAGACGCGUGCGCUUUGAAUGCAGCCUGUCUAGCUAUGCUUAUUGGUGGCUUGCCCUUGAAGUACAGCUUUGCGGCCGUGCACUGCAUCAUAAAUGAAAAAGGCGACUUUAUUCUAGACCCUGAGGAAAGUGAGACGCAGCAUCAGAAAGCCAGCUUUACAUUUGCCUUUGAUUCUGUGGAUGGAGACCUGUUGUUAGUACAAACGAAAGGCGCCUUCAAGAUUGCACAGUUCAAUGAUAUCGAAUGUAUUUGCCGCCAGGCCAGUGUGGAGAUCUUUGACUUCUAUCGGAGUAACAUAGCCAAGUACCAUAGCAAAAGCGAGGAUCAACCCUUAGCGACUAUAGAAAGCGCCCGCAGUGAACUGCCAAUGGAAACGUGAUGUACAAUAGUUAAGUUCAAUUAAAACUCUAACCACU